Arabidopsis arenosa is the source of this 3626-nucleotide messenger RNA. NCBI's taxonomy places the organism in Eukaryota, Viridiplantae, Streptophyta, Magnoliopsida, Brassicales, Brassicaceae. The record is from the annotation of a GenBank genome assembly.
CGAUCACUCCAAUCUCCACCCAUAUAUCGUCCUUUAUUCUUCCAUUUCUUCUUAUUCUUCCACAUCAUCAUCAUUAUCAAGAAGAGAUUCAAAUUAAAACUCAAUCAAUAAGAUGAGAAUCACACAAAACGUCAAGCUCUUUCUCUUUUUCUUCUUUAUCUCCUUCCUCUUCAUCGCCGUAUCCGCCGGCGAGUCUAAAUGCGAGUGUUCACACGAAGACGACGAAGCGAACAAAGCCGGAGCUAAUAAAUACAAGAUCGCCGCAAUACCUUCCGUUCUCGCGGCCGGAGUUAUCGGCGUUCUGUUUCCGUUACUAGGCAAGUUCUUCCCGUCGCUUAAACCGGAGACGACUUUCUUCUUCGUGACGAAAGCCUUCGCCGCCGGCGUAAUCCUCGCAACGGGGUUUAUGCAUGUGUUGCCUGAAGGUUACGAGAAGCUGACGUCACCGUGUCUGAAAGGAGAAGCCUGGGAGUUUCCGUUCACUGGGUUUGUUGCAAUGGUCGCUGCGAUUUUGACUCUCUCCGUUGACUCUUUUGCCACGUCGUAUUUCCAUAGACUGCAUUUCAAGACGUCUAAGAGGAUUGGUGACGGUGAGGAACAAGACGGUGGCGGUGGCGGUGGAGACGAGCUCGGGUUGCACGUGCAUGCUCACGGUCACACGCACGGGAUUGUUGGCGUGGAAUCUGGUGAAUCCGAGGUUCAGCUUCACCGGACUCGAGUUGUGGCACAGGUGUUGGAAGUGGGAAUAAUAGUACACUCGGUGGUAAUAGGAAUAUCACUGGGAGCAUCACAAAGUCCAGACACUGCCAAAGCUCUCUUUGCUGCUUUAAUGUUUCAUCAAUGCUUCGAAGGACUUGGUCUUGGUGGUUGCAUCGCCCAGGGAAAUUUCAAUUGUAUGUCAAUUACAAUAAUGUCGAUCUUUUUCUCUGUGACGACGCCGGUCGGAAUCGCAGUCGGAAUGGCAAUUUCAAGCUCUUAUAAUGAGUCGAGUCCAACGGCUCUGAUCGUCCAGGGAGUCCUUAACGCUGCAUCUGCAGGCAUCCUCAUCUAUAUGUCUCUGGAGAAACACAAUCACAUACCGUAUAGCAUCGCCGGGUUACGCUCCUUCUCCGUUCAUGUAUUGAAACUAAAAUGUGUAUUCUACUUCACCUUCUGUAAUGUCAAAGGCUUUGAUAUCGUCGCUGGUUUCGUCGGAUUACAAGCCGAAGCCGCCCAACAAGAUGUGAAGCACAAUAAGGUCGAGUGUAAUGCUCCAAGCAAAACAGCUUUCGUGUUAGGGAUAAUCGCAGUGUCAUGUUUGGCAGCAGCUCAUCUCAGUGCCAAUGUGAUCGGAUGCUCUAUCUCCAAUCUAUUCCAAGCACUCGGCGCCUUACCUAAGAAUAAGAUCACUACAUACUUCAACCUGACAUGCCUUUGCAUCAAUUGGAUCAUAGGAAUAGCGGGAGCAUUGAUCCUUGCGGUGGGGAUAUGGUCGAACAGAGAGUCAAGAUCAGAAUGUGUAUUCACAAACAAAGUCCAUGUGUUUUCUAUCGGAGGCGAAGAUAGUUCAUGCUCAGGUUUCAAAGGCUAUGAAACUAAAGAAGAUAUAGAGAAUGUUUUGCUCAACACUUUUGAUGGCGCCGAGGCAGUAUUAGACCUAAAAGAAUAUAACCUUGAGGAAGAUUUGAUCGUCACCAAUCAACUAAUCGAUGAAUUAUCGAAACACAAUUCAGAGAUCUCGCCUACCAAUGUAAACACUAUAAAAUCUUCAUCAUCGGGUAUGUCAUCGCUUAUACAUAAAGAUUACAACAUUGAAGCUUUGGCUAACGCAAGUUCUGAAGAUCAUUAUAUAAAUCAAAUGAUUGGCUCAAAAGCAAAGGAAGAGACCAAUAAUCUUGCAAUAUUCCCUAACCCUCUUGCUCAACUUGACUGUGGACAAACGCAGUUGAUUUUUACCGAUGAGAUGUUACCAUGGGAGAAUCAAACAUUUGUACCUGUUAAGAGAUCUAGUCCACAAGAUCGAGAAGAGGCGAAGAAGAGAUAUUUCGAAAAGAAGAAGAAACGCAAGUUUGGGAAGCAAAUUAGAUAUGAAUCUCGAAAAUCUACAGCUGAUACGAAGAGAAGAAUGAAAGGAAGAUUUACAAAAGCUGGUGCUGAGCUUCAAUCUAAAGACUCUAUUCAUGCCUACUUCUCAUCUUCUGAUCAAGAUCAAUCUCAGAGCCCAACAAAAAUCGACCACGUCGUAUUUGGGAUAGGCUCAAGCACGAACUCGUGGCGUGCACGUAGCGAAUACGUUAAGCUUUGGUGGGAUGCUCAGAAAAUGAGAGGCUGCGUCUUUGUUGAGCGUCCCUUGCCGUCUUCGGAAAACCACACAGAUUCAAAUCUCCUUCCUCCGGUUUGUGUUUCCCAAGAUACUUCCCGGUUCAGGUACACUUGGGGAGGCGGUGACAGAAACGCGAUUCGAUUAGCGCGGUGCGUUCUAGAAACCGUCAGGCUAUUCAAUACCUCCUCAAAAGAAGUAAGAUGGUACGUAUUUGGAGACGAUGACACGAUUUUUAUACCUGAAAACCUUGCUCGAACUCUCUCGAAAUACGACCACACAUCAUGGUAUUACAUAGGAUCAACCUCAGAGAUCUAUCACCAGAAUUCAAUGUUUGGACAUGACAUGGCGUUUGGCGGUGGAGGGUUUGCUUUAAGCAGCUCAUUGGCUAAUGUUUUAGCUAGAAAUUUCGAUUCUUGUAUCGAACGGUAUCCACAUUUGUACGGAGGAGACUCUAGGGUUCAUGUUUGUGUGCUUGAGCUUGGAGUUGGAUUGUCUAAAGAACCUGGCUUUCAUCAGCAGUUUGAUGUGAGAGGAAAUGCAUUGGGAAUAUUGACAUCACAUUCAACGAGACCGUUGGUGUCACUACACCACCUGGCUCACAUUGACCCAAUCUUUCCAAACUCAACCACUUUCUCCGCCGUCCGCCACCUCUUCUCCGCCGUAGAACUCGACCCUCUCCGUAUAUUUCAACUUUCCGUUUGCUACGACCGUUGGUACUCUUGGACCAUCUCCGUCUCUUGGGGAUAUACCGUUCAGAUUGAUAGUAGGCAUUUGUUUCUACCGGAUGUUUUGCGGACACAAGAGACGUUUCGACCGUGGCAAGAUUCCGGCGGAUUGGCAAGUGUUUACAUGUUCAACACAAGAGAGAUUCAUCCUGAUCCUUGCCAACGACCAGUCACUUUCUACAUGCAACAUGUUUCUUAUAGUAGCCACAAUGGAACCAUUAAAAGUGUUUAUAAGCAGGCUUAUGAGAAUUGUACAUACGAUCCCAUUACAUCGCCUCGCAAAAUCAAAGAGAUUAGAGUGUUUUCAAGAAGACUCGAUCCCAACAUCAAACAAUUGAAAGCUCCCAGAAGACAGUGUUGUGAUAUUUUACCAACUUCUUCCACUGGUGGCAACAUAAUGGAAAUCGGACUGCGAGAGUGCAAAGAGGAUGAGUUCAUCUAUAUACAUCCCUAAUUUCACUGUAAUUAAUUAUAUAUUGCCAUCCAAUUUUGAACUUAAAUAUAGUUUUUUUUGUUAUGUAUAUUUUACAUUAAGUUGUUAAUUGGCUGGUUGCCUUUCAAUUUUUGGUGCAUUUUAGUCAUAAAUUUUUGAUUACUUU